AUGCUUACUCAGGAAACUGACGAAACACCUGCCAUUAUCAUUGACAACGGGUCUGGGAUGGUCAAGGCUGGAUUCUCUGGCGACGAUGCGCCUCGAUGCGUCUUUCCGUCGAUCAUCGGCGUGCCAAAGCACCAGGGCGUCAUGAUUGGAAUGGGACAGAAGGACAGCUACGUUGGAGACGAGGCACAGUCGAAGAGGGGGAUCCUGCAACUGAAGUACCCGAUCCGCCACGGGGUAGUGACGAACUGGGAGGACAUGACGAAGAUCUGGCACCACACGUUCUACAACGAGCUGAGGGUGGACCCGUCUGAGCAGUCGGUGCUGUGCACUGAGGCGCCCCUGAAUCCAAAGGUGAACAGGGAGAAGAUGUGUCAAAUCAUGUUUGAGACGUACAACGUGAGGAGGUGGUACAUGCAGAUCCAGGCGGUGCUCUCUCUCUACGCGUCAGGAAGGACGUCUGGGCUCGUCCUCGACAGCGGAGACGGCGUCUCCCACGUCGUCCCAAUCUACGAGGGCUACUCUCUUCCGCAUGCCAUCAUGCGCCUGAAUUUGGCUGGCCGCGACAUCACGCACUUCCUGGCGAAGAUUCUGACUGAAACUGGGAUUUCGAUGAACACGACGGCUGAGAUUGAGAUCGUCAGGUGCAUCAAAGAGAAGCUCUGCUACGUCUCGAUGGACUACGAGGCGGAAUGCACCAGCAACAAGGCGGAGGUCGAGUACACGCUGCCAGACGAGUCGGUCGUGAAGAUCGGGUCGCAGCGAUUCCGUGCCCCUGAAAUCAUCUUCAACCCAAAGAUGAAUGGGCUCGAGGCCCAGGGGAUCCACGAGGCCAUCUACGCGUCGAUCCAGAAGUGCGACAUCGACAUCAGAAAGGACCUCUUUGGGUCGAUUGUUCUCAGUGGCGGAACCACCUGCUACAAGAACAUGGCAGACCGAAUCAAAAAGGAGGUGUCGAAGUUGGCUUCACCAGCAAUCACCGUCAGAGUCAUCUCGCCUGCUGAGAAGAAGUACAGCGUAUGGAUCGGUGGAUCGAUUCUGUCGUCGUUGAGCACGUUCCAGACACUUUGGGUCACAAAGGAGGACUACGAUGAGCUCGGUGCUGAGAUCGUACACAGAAGGUGCUUUUAA
Enterospora canceri is the source of this 1128-nucleotide messenger RNA. The record is from the annotation of a GenBank genome assembly. NCBI's taxonomy places the organism in Eukaryota, Fungi, Microsporidia, Enterocytozoonidae.